This is a messenger RNA of Papaver somniferum (opium poppy), 475 nucleotides long. RefSeq names its product myb-related protein 306-like. Lineage: Eukaryota; Viridiplantae; Streptophyta; Magnoliopsida; Ranunculales; Papaveraceae. The transcript is spliced from 3 exons. Gene Ontology annotation, biological process: response to auxin. The record is from RefSeq and is a predicted model, not a curated record. The coding region runs from base 52 to 372 and encodes 106 amino acids.
AUAAAAAAGAAGAGAUCAGAAGAAAAGAAAAGAACAGCAAGCAAGCAAUCCAUGGGUAGACCUCCUUGUUGUGAUAAAGUACUUGGUAUCACGAAAGGACCUUGGACUCCUGAAGAAGAUCUAAUUUUAGCAUCUUACAUCGAAGAACAUGGACCAGGGAAUUGGAGAUCAGUACCAACUAAUGCGGGCCUGCUAAGAUGCAGCAAAAGUUGCAGGUUGAGAUGGAGUAAUUACUUAAGACCAGGCAUCAAGAGAGGAAACUUCACUGAAUUUGAAGAAAAGAAAAUCAUUACUCUUCAAAGUUUAUGGGGCAACAAGGGUAUCACACAGAUGGGCAGCAAUAGCUUCAAAUCUUCCCCAAAGAACAGAUAAUGAUAUAAAGAAUUAUUGGAAUACACAUCUUAAGAAAAAGCUCAAGAAGUUUCAUUCGGUAUUACACCCUCAUCAUCUGGGAUCAUCAUCAAAAAGCUUUGAG